Molecule: messenger RNA, 1446 nt
Organism: Pyricularia grisea
Lineage: Eukaryota; Fungi; Ascomycota; Sordariomycetes; Magnaporthales; Pyriculariaceae
Exons: 4
Coding region: 1-1446 (481 amino acids)
Cellular component (GO): membrane
Molecular function (GO): sucrose:proton symporter activity
Source: RefSeq, a predicted model, not a curated record
AUGUCAUCCUCUGCAUCCUCUUCAUUUGACUUAGACGACCCAACCGAAACAGCAGCCGCACAGCUCCUGUUCGAGAUUGAAGAUUUGGACCAGCAACCGCUACUCAAACGGCUUUCCACACGCCGUCUUCUGCUCUUAACAUGUCCCAGCCUCGGGCUGCAGGUCUGCUGGUUCCUGUUGCAAACCAGUGGCACGCCCUGCCUUCGUGCCAUCGGUAUAAACCCAUCGUGGAUCUCCCUUAUAUGGGCAUUAGGUCCCAUCUUCGGAGCGUUUUUUCAACCGGUAAUCGGUCAGAUAAGCGACGAACUACGACAUCCAUGGGGCCGCCGCAAGCCCGUUAUGCUCGCCGGCGCCGGGACCGUUAGCCUUUCGGUAUUGGUUAUGGCCUACGCACUAAAGCUAGCCACGCCGGACGCCAGCGCUUGGCAACCUCGCGCUUUGGCCGUCACCUGCUUGUUGAUAAUCCUAUUUGCCAUAAAUGCUUUUUCCGUAGGCGUCCGUGCCAUCGUCGUCGACGUCUGCCCGGCCUCCCAGCAGCCCGCCGCCGCGGCGUGGGCCAUGCGUUGGAACGUUCUCGGCUCCGCGGUGUUGUCCAUGCUUGGUGUCGUUUCCACCCUUCAGGGCCGCCGCGAUACCGACCCGGUGGCCAUGUUUUUCAAGCUAGCCCUCGUCGCGGCCUUGCUGUCCACGGUUACCGUCGGGCUCGUGUGCGUAUUGGUACCAGACACCACGCCGCCUCGAUCAAAAUACCAAGCCGGCGGUAUCAGACGAGUCGUGACCAUGUGUCAGGCGAGUGAGAUUUAUCGGCGGUGGGGACAGUUGCCGCCAUUGACGGGUCAGGUUUGCGGCGUGCAAUUAAUCGCAUGGCUAGGAUGGUUUCCCGUAUUAUAUUACAUGUCUACAUAUGCAUACGAAACAGCAUUAUACGAAGCAGCUCAUCAUUUGAGACCAGAAGCCCGCGCAGAACACUACGCCUCUUAUGCCUCCCUAUCCUUCGCCUUGGGCACCCUCCUCUGCACGUUGAUUUUAACCAUCUUUACCACCACCCGCCUCCUUAACCCUGAGAACCUCCCAAAACUUUGGCUAUCUUCUCAGCUUCUCGCAACCAUCUCCCUGUUGCUGACGAUUCCGUUGCAAACUACCACCGCGGCCUUCAUCCUCCUUGCCCUCAUCGGUGGGACCUGGGCCGUGACCAUGUGGGUACCAUUCGCCCUGGUCAACACCGAGUUGGCUUCCCUGUGCACUGGGGCUGCGGGGGCCCAGGGAUUGCACAAUAUGGCUAUAAGCCUCCCGCAGGUAGCGAGUGCGCUGGUCUGCGCCGUUGUGCUGGCCGGGCUGGACAUACUGGGCAUGGAGCAUGGCGUAAUUUGGCUGCUCCGUCUGGCGUCUAUACCGGCUGGGUGGUCGACGUGGCUGAUCUGGCGGCUGGACGAUGAUAGUGCGUGA